UGUAAAUACAUAAGAUCUGUGCGGUAUCUAUGUAAAUUUCGCAGAAGUUUAGUUUGUCCUGUAUUAGUCUCGCCAUGUAUAUAAGUCGAGAAGAACACCUGAUGUUCGUGCACUCCCAGCCAAAGCUCGAACGCAGCAAUGGAAAGCACUCCAAUGAAGAUCUCCUCUGAUAAAGAAGCUAGGGUUACGCUCUUCGUCGUCCUCACUUGCAUGGUUGCCGGCUCCGGCGGGCUCCUCUUCGGCUACGACCUUGGGAUCUCUGGUGGAGUGACAUCCAUGGAUUCUUUUCUGAGCAAAUUCUUCCCCGAAGUUGUUGCAAAUAUGAAGAAAGAAGGGCAUGUGAGCAACUACUGCAAGUUUGACAGCCAGUUGCUGAUGGCUUUCACGUCGUCGCUUUACAUUGCUGGCUUCGUCGCCUCUCUGUUGGCUUCGCAGGUGACUAACAGAUUUGGUCGGAGGUCCUCCAUGCUUUUCGGAGCUGUGCUGUUUAUCUGUGGAGCAGGACUCAGUGGCGCUGGGUUCAAUCUCUUGACAGUCACCCUUGGCCGGAUUCUUUUUGGGGCUAGCAUCGGCUUUACUAACCAGUCCAUCCCCUUGUACAUCUCGGAGAUGUCGCCGCCGAAAUACAGGGGAGCCAUGAACGGCUUCUUCGAAAUCAGCCUCAGCAUCGGACUUCUAGCCGCAAAUAUUGUAAACUACGGCACGCAAAAGAUCAGAGCCGGGUGGGGAUGGAGACUCUCCCUCGCACUAGCCGCCCUUCCUGCCUCUUUCCUCCUCAUCGGCCUUCUCUUCCUCCCUGAAACCCCAAGCUGCAUAAUCUAUCGCAACGGAGAUUCACAAGAAGCGUCCCGUAUUCUACAAAAGAUCCGCGGCACCUCCGACGUCCAAAACGAACUGAAGAGCGUAAUCUCCGCAGCCGCCGACGCCUCACAAGCGGCAUCGGAUCAUCUCCUGCACAGACUCGCUCGACGACAAUAUCGCCCUUAUGUAGUCAUGGCUGUCGCCCUACCUGCUUUCCGCCAGUUCACCGGAAUAAAUUUCAUAACUUUCUACGCACCGGUGAUGUUCCGGAUCAUCGGAUUCAAAGAAAGCGCGUCACUUUUGGCAGCAUUGGUGACAAGGCUUACAGCGACGGUCUGCAUUGUGUUGGCCAUGGGGUCGGUGGAUAAGCUCGGGCGCAGGAAAUUCUUCUUCGUCGGCGGUUCGUCCAUAAUUGUUGCGUUGAUGAUGGUGGGAGGAGUAAUGGCAAUGAAAUUGGGGGAUCAUGGGACAAUGAGAGAUGCCUAUGCCUACCUGGUAUUGUGCUUUCUGUGCAUCUAUGUGGCAGGUUUUUCCUGGUCGUGGGGUCUGUUGCCAUGGCUUGUGGCGAGUGAGAUCUUUCCUUUGGAGAUCCGAUCGGCGGGGCAGAGUGUUUUUGUUGCUUCGGAUUUCUUAUUCGGCGCUGUGAUUGCGCAGAGCAUGCUUUACAUUCUCUGCUAUUUGAAAUUCGGUGUUUUUUUCUUGUUUGGAGGACUGGUGGUGCUGAUGAGCUUGUUUGUGUAUUGGUUGUUGCCGGAGACGAAGGAGUUGCCGUUGGAGCAAAUGGGCAGGGUGUGGGAGGAGCACUGGUUUUGGAAGAGGUUUGUGGAGUCGGAUGAGGAGAGGAAAUGAAGAGAACGUGCGGAUAUCUUAGGAGGGCCUGAUUGGCAAUUUCUAGGAUUUAACCGAGUCGGACAUUGGACUUUCCAUUCCUCCUCCAAAGGUUUUAGAGAUUUGGUUUCAAUGUUCCGAUUGAAAAAAAAGAAAUAAACCAAUU
Phalaenopsis equestris is the source of this 1795-nucleotide messenger RNA. Its product is annotated as hexose carrier protein HEX6-like. Gene Ontology annotation, molecular function: monosaccharide transmembrane transporter activity. The record is from RefSeq and is a predicted model, not a curated record. NCBI's taxonomy places the organism in Eukaryota, Viridiplantae, Streptophyta, Magnoliopsida, Asparagales, Orchidaceae. Gene Ontology annotation, cellular component: membrane. Bases 139 to 1650 code for a protein of 503 amino acids. The transcript has 3 exons. Gene Ontology annotation, biological process: monosaccharide transmembrane transport.